AUGCUGGCCAACAACACCCUUCGUGUCGCCCGGACGGGUCUCCGCUCCGCCCCGCAGGUCCUCGGCCGCCGCACCAUGGUGACCAAGGAGGAGCGAUGGACCCACGAGACCGCGCGAAGCGCCGGCUCCUUCAUCGAGGGCCCCAACAAGCUCCAGCUCUCCCAGGUCGUCCCUAACAUCGAGGCCAGCUGGAAGAACCUUUCCAAGGAGGAGCAGUACGGCGUUUUCAGGCAGCUCGAGGAGCUCCAGCGAAAGGACUGGAAGGAGCUCAGCGUCGACGAGAAGAAGGCUGCCUACUUCGUUUCCUUUGGACCCCACGGACCCCGCAAGCCCAUCACCCAGCCCGGCCAGGGCGCCAAGACCCUUGGUGGUGUCAUCGGCCUCAUUGGCGCGACUGUCGGCCUCUUCUACUGGCUCCGAACCCUCGCCGCUGCCCCGCCCAGGACCAUGACCAAGGAGUGGCAGGAGGCCACCAACGAGAAGGCCAUCGAGGAGAAGCUCAACCCCAUCACCGGUAUCACGAGCGAAAACUACAAGGGACCUGGCUUCGUCCAAUCAGCGUAG
Molecule: messenger RNA, 564 nt
Organism: Pseudozyma flocculosa PF-1
Lineage: Eukaryota; Fungi; Basidiomycota; Ustilaginomycetes; Ustilaginales; Ustilaginaceae
Exons: 4
Coding region: 1-564 (187 amino acids)
Biological process (GO): mitochondrial electron transport, cytochrome c to oxygen
Source: RefSeq, a predicted model, not a curated record